AGGUCAACGCGGUGGAUUGUGGGGCGGUGUCGGCAGCACAACAAACCCGAUCAGGGAUUUUCAGGAGCUCUCAAAGUUUUAUUUUAGGCCGAAAAGUACGUCAAAGGACUAGAGGGAAUAUAGGGAUUGAUAUAGGUGUCUCCACAUCAUGUCAAAUACGGCAAAGAAGAAGAAAGCUGACCUGAAGGUGGUAAUCGUGGGGGAGGCAAGUAUCGGGAAGACGUGUCUUAUACGACGGUACAUUGAAGGAACAUUUGAUCCUGAUACAUCUACAACUCUAGGAGCAUCGUUUUAUUUGAAACAAUGGGGAAACUAUAAUGUUGCAUUAUGGGACACUGCGGGAGAAGAGAGGUUUUCUGGUCUCAGCUCUUUCUACUGUCGUGGUGCGUCGGCGGCCAUCUUAGCCUUUGAUCCUUGCUCCCAGCAGUCAUUCCAGGCUUUGAGAGAGAGAUUUGUUCCACUCCUGGAGGCAGCUGAGAAAGACUGUCUCCAUGUUGUUGUAGCAACGAAAGCUGACCUCGUGUCACCAUCAACACGCGCCGUCACAAGCCAGCAGGUGCUUGCAUUUGCACGCGAAAUCAAUCAGCAUUUGCCUCCAAAGGAUGACAAACCUGUGAUACCCUAUUUCGAGACAUCCAGUCUCAGCGGACAGAACGUGAAACGGUUGUUUGAGUACAUAUUUGAGCACUGUUUGCCCGAGGGCGAGGAGCGUAAAAAACGGACUUCAAGCUCAGUUGAUCUUGACUUGGAAAAUGUCAGCUCUGCGGAAAAUAAGAAAAGUUGCUGCAAAACGUGAAAAGAAGAAAACGGAUGCACCUCCUGUAAAUUUAGAAUUAUGUUAUUUUUAGAGAAGUGUAUAUGUGCAUAUUAUGUGCAUAUACAUACUGCAUAUAAUUUGAUCAUUUGUCACUUUAUUUUAGAAGACUAAACUGUAGCUGCCAAAAAUAUUCACACAAGGAGCAGGAGGCAUUUUACAACGGAAGUGGCAGACUCGCCAUACAAUUAAUUUAUAGGUUAAAUUUUUCUGCCCAGUGUAUUUUGAACUGUGUUAUUCUUGUUCAAGGAGUCUUUUUAUGAGUACCAUGUAUUGAUGACUGACACUCCAGAGAAAUGAACAAUACGAAGCCUUACAUUUGUAGUUUAAAGAAAAUGUAAAAAGGAAGAGAUUAGUUAAGUAUUUUUAUGUGGACACAAGCAUGUUACCUGCUGUUUCAGCCUAUAUGCAUUGAAAUGCUGUACAAUUGGCAAAGGCAGAAGAAGUGUGCUUCACUUAGCAUGCUUGCAUAUUAAGUACUCUCCCAGACAGGGGUGGAUUGAGGCCAUCUUCUAGGUCUUCCGGAAGACGGUCAGACUUUCAAGUUUGUGGGUAUCUUAUUUUUCUACCGGAAGAUUUUCAGAAAUGGAGUAUGGAUCAACAAAGAGAAUUUGGAAGACUGUUAGAAAAUAUCUCUGGAUCCACCCCUGUCAGAGAUGCUGAUGGUAAUAAGUAAAUCAAACCCCCCCCCAGUCGUGCCCUCACCUCCUAAUCCAUCCUAUAGGCAUCUUGAUCAAUUCUGAAAAAUGGUCAACAAUUUUCCUCAUGACAAUGAUUUUGAACAAAUUUUUAAAAUAUACAAUUUCUUAAAAUUCAGUUUAAGUGGUUUCAUAUUUGAAACUAAGUAUUUUUGAUUAAAGCUUAAUCAAAAGUGAUCACUUUUUUUGUGCUAAGGACUGCUGAAAUGACAAAAUAUCAGCACUGAUGUGAAAUGUAUAGUAUUCUCACAUUUCCCCUGGUUUAGAACUUGCUGAAAUAUAAAGUCAAGGAAAACCAAGAAAGUAUUACCAAGGGUAGCUUAUUUUUAUCAACUAUAAAUUCCAUAUUGUCCAACUUACAGUUUAUCUGUUUAUGUGGAUUUUUUAUCAAUUAUGCAAGUAAUUUUACAAACAAAUUGUGAUAUGGGCACACAUGCCAAUGUAUAUGUCUUUAAUAAAAGGUUCUAGAUUUAUUUCGUAGCAAUGACAGUAGAUUGUUGGAUGUGACAGUUGAUUGUGACAAGUAUUUAAGAUAUGACAAGAGUGGUAGCUGUGACAAAUGAU
Molecule: messenger RNA, 2076 nt
Organism: Lingula anatina
Lineage: Eukaryota; Metazoa; Brachiopoda; Lingulata; Lingulida; Lingulidae
Product: ras-related protein Rab-20-like
Molecular function (GO): GTP binding; GTPase activity
Source: RefSeq, a predicted model, not a curated record